CCCAGUUGAGCGCAGGCGAGGCGUCUUGGUCAGGAAACAAACUUUCACCUGGAAGAUGUCACGACCCUCUGCGUCCCCGGAGCGGGUCAGAAACAGUUUGAUAGAUGAUGCUAAGACCUGCUUAAAAAAGUAUGAUGUUGGGACCAAAUAUUCUCACUUAUCGUCUAACAAAUAUUCUGUCCUUUUACCAUUGUUGGGAAAAGAAGGAAAACUCCACCUGUUAUUCACCCUCCGGUCAGAGAAGCAUGUGGACCUGUUCUGAGGGCUCAGUGGAAAAACUUCUUGUGACGCAGCAUGCCCGCAGCAGGCUAAGAAGGUCCCCUGGAGAAGUUUGCUUCCCUGGAGGCAAGGCUGAACCGGCAGAUGUGGAUGAAGUGGCCACGGCUCUCCGGGAAGCCCAGGAGGAAGUAGGGCUGCAUCCUCAUCAAGUGGAGGUUGUCUGCUGCCUGGUGCCAUGUCUGCUUGACAGAGAUACAUUGAUAAGCCCAGUUGUCGGAUUUAUAGACCACACCUUCCAGGCCCAGCCUAAUCCCGAUGAAGUGAAGAGUGUGUUCCUGGUGCCUCUGGAAUAUUUCCUGCAGCCAGGUGUCUACCACCAGAAUUACGUGACACAUUGUGGUCAUCAUGUUAUUAUUCACUGCUUUGAGUACACAAACCCUGAAGAUGGUGUCACUUACCAAAUCGAGGGAUUAACUGCAAAAUUUGCCCUGUUCCUUGCCUUAAUUAUUUUGGGGAAAAAACCUAUCUUUGAAAUGGAGUUUAAUCUCAGUGAUCUAAUUUCAUCCUCUGAAGAGACCUUCCUGAAACUAAAUAAGCAUGCUACAAGCAAGUUAUGAUUUAUGAGACCACCAUCCAAAUAACUCAGAGGAUUUUGUUCAAGAAGAACAACAGUAUUGCUAGCUGUUGGAAACUGACAGGUGUGACUUUCUCCUGCAACAUGAAGGUAAAAAACCUUGCCUUUUUCCCACUUGCCCUGUAUUACCUGAGAGAGCAGAAGUCUUUCAAAAGUGGAAAAUGUGGGGCGCCUGGGUGGCACAGCGGUUGAGCGUCUGCCUUCGGCUCAGGGCGUGAUCCCGGCGUUACAGGAUCGAGUCCCACAUCAGGCUCCUCCACUAGGAGCCUGCUUCUUCCUCUCCCACUGCCUGCUUGUGUUCCCUCUCUCGCUGGCUGUCUCUAUCUCUGUCGAAUAAAUAAAUAAAAUCUUUAAAAAAAAAAGUGGAAAAUGUGUUCAUAGUGUUGCAUAAUUUCACCUACAGCAUGUUAGUAUUUUUUUCUACACAUGUAUCUGGCACA
Ailuropoda melanoleuca (giant panda) is the source of this 1293-nucleotide messenger RNA. It is a transcript of the gene NUDT7, whose product is annotated as nudix hydrolase 7. Lineage: Eukaryota; Metazoa; Chordata; Mammalia; Carnivora; Ursidae. Gene Ontology annotation, molecular function: magnesium ion binding; coenzyme A diphosphatase activity; manganese ion binding. The transcript has 5 exons. Gene Ontology annotation, biological process: nucleoside diphosphate metabolic process; coenzyme A catabolic process. The record is from RefSeq and is a predicted model, not a curated record. The coding region runs from base 132 to 836 and encodes 234 amino acids.